AUGUUAUCUGAAGAAGAUCAACUAGAACUCUAUCAAUCGCGAGGCGACUACGUAUCCGCGUGCUUAUAUCUACUUGAUAUAUUCCGCGGGCGAAUAAAUGCUGAAAAGGAUUUCAAAGAACACCUUUCGCAGUAUCUUUCCGAGCAUUUGCGACAUCUUGUGGACCUGGCAAUGGACGGAUGCAAGGAGGGCAAAGUUUCGGAGCUUGUUGCGCAUUACAAAGUAAUGAGGCGGAUGUUGCAGGCUUAUAUAUCGAUACUUUUGACUGUAUCUAUAGGAACAAAAAGCUUUCACUGUUUAGUGGAGCGUGAUGUGAUAUCGCGGGCCAUUUUCCUCGAAUCCCUGGAUGAGUUUGUUUUGGACGGAUCUUUGGAAUCUCCACCUCCGGCACUUGUUUCGGAGUAUUUGAGUCACUUAGCCUCAGAAGGUCACUUCUCGCAACUCCAAGCAUCAGUUGUUCGCUUUCCGAUAGAAUGUAUUGAUAUACAUUAUGUCAUGUCUACCUGUAAACAAAAUGGUCUUUAUGAUGGUAUAAUUUAUGUUAUGAACAAAGCAUUUGGUGACUACUUGUCACCACUAGAGGAAAUGCUGUCUGAUGUGUCAUCUUUCGCAUCUCAUGAGGUGUUGUCGGAUGCAGAAGUGGAAAGAGGCAACCGUCUGCUUCUUUACCUGCAUUGCUGUCUUACUGGACACUCCUAUCCGUAUGGCACCCUUCCUCCAGAGCUAUCGCAUUCCAUUCCCGAGGAGGUCUACCGCUGCAUUACAUCACUAAAAGGAAAGGAUGGCACUUCGACGACUGCAAAUUACCCUUAUCUUCGCCUCCUGCUGCUUUUUGAUGCGCAGCAGGUAUUUCAUGAUUUCUAUAUCUGCUUCGGAAGUCAUUCUCAGUCGCGAUGCCAUAUUCUUGCUUGCAUUGUCAGUUCAAACAUUUUCAUAUCCCCGGGCAGCUUAAAGGCAGCGUCCCCCUCAAACUGGUGACU
This is a messenger RNA of Cylicostephanus goldi, 980 nucleotides long. Lineage: Eukaryota; Metazoa; Nematoda; Chromadorea; Rhabditida; Strongylidae. The record is from the annotation of a GenBank genome assembly.